Drosophila eugracilis is the source of this 823-nucleotide messenger RNA. RefSeq lists its product as uncharacterized. The record is from RefSeq and is a predicted model, not a curated record. The transcript is spliced from 2 exons. NCBI's taxonomy places the organism in Eukaryota, Metazoa, Arthropoda, Insecta, Diptera, Drosophilidae. The coding region runs from base 161 to 823 and encodes 220 amino acids.
AAAGCAGAUACGUUUUCUAGAUGUCUUUAUAACCCAAUUUGUUUUGGAUGUUAAUUGGAUAGUUAAAUAUGUGCUUAGGUCGCAGAGAAGCGCAGAACGGUACCAAUUUAAGUGGGUUUCAUUCUUGAAAGGUGUUGAGCCACUGCCAGUCGUUUUUACAAUGCAAUUGGUGGCAUUGAUUUACAUCUUGGCCUGUUUAUUAUUACCUAUGGUUAGGAGUGCAUACGAUGUGGUGAACCCUCCAGUUGGACAGAACAUUUCGGAAUAUUUGCAUGCACGCCAAAAAAGACAUCAACUAAUCUACAGAAAUGGAGGAACUAUCCGUUUAGUAGUGGGUCCCGUAAUGGCCACACAACUUGAGGAUCCUGUCGUCUGGCGCAGUAUGGUUUACUAUUAUACUCUACACUGUGGAGUAUUUACACUGCCAUCAGCACCACUUUAUCCGUGGGACAAAUGGGAGACAAUCUACGCCCGCGCGCUACAGGAGAAGAUCAGGAAGUUAGAUGAAUCCCACGAGGAUGACACUCGCGUGUUUGUUUAUGCCGCUUUGGAGAUUUAUAUGGACCAAGUCAGUGGAUCGAUAGGUCAGGGUCGGCAGUGCUUGUUACGCGGAAUCUGUGAAAAUGCUCAGGUUAAUCACCAUGUGGGAAUCAUGGCGGAGUUAUUAAACGUUCUUCUCACACCCGGCAAAGCGAGAUUGGACGAGGCCUAUACAGAAGCUUUAACAGCUGGCAAAGCUGGGAUCGAUUGUUUAUCACAUUUUCAGGAUUGUCCAAAGGGUGAAAGUGUCUUAGAUGGUUUUGCUGUUGAUUUAGAUUAUUAA